Capsella rubella is the source of this 972-nucleotide messenger RNA. RefSeq names its product cysteine-rich repeat secretory protein 56. The transcript is spliced from 2 exons. Gene Ontology annotation, biological process: plasmodesmata-mediated intercellular transport; transport of virus in multicellular host. Lineage: Eukaryota; Viridiplantae; Streptophyta; Magnoliopsida; Brassicales; Brassicaceae. The coding region runs from base 34 to 972 and encodes 312 amino acids. The record is from RefSeq and is a predicted model, not a curated record. Gene Ontology annotation, cellular component: plasmodesma.
AAUUUUACGAAACCCUCUCUGUCUCUCUCAAUUAUGAAACUAAUCAAUCAAGUUUUGAUCUUUUGGUUCUUCUUACCAUUCUCUGCAAUCUCCGGUGAUCAUGAAGAUUAUAAAAAUCUCAUCUUUAAAGGUUGUGCAAACCAGAGGUACCCAGACCCAACUGGUGUGAUCUCUCAGAAUCUUCAAAACAUGUUCACUUCUUUGGUUUCUCAGUCAGCACAAAGCUCUUUCGCUUCCACAACCUCCGGUACCGAUAACGCCACCGCCGUGAUCGGCGUUUUCCAGUGCCGCGGCGAUCUCCACGCCGCUCAGUGUUCGGAUUGCGUAUCGAAAAUCCCAAAACUCGUCACUAAACUCUGCGGUGGAGGACACGACGGUAAUGUGAUGGUGGCGGCUCGUGUUCAGCUCGCCGGAUGUUAUCUCCGGUACGAAAUCUCGGGGUUCCCUCAGACUUCAGGUACGGAGAUGUUGUUUCGUGUCUGCGGGAGAAAACAUUCCGGCGAUCCUGGGUUUACAGGGAAGAGAGAUACGGCGUUUGGUAUGGCGGAGAACGGUGUGAAAACAGGAUCAAGCGGCGGCGGCGGCGGUGGUGGUGGUGGCGGAGGAGGAGGAGGGUUUUACGCGGGGGAGUAUGAGUCGGUGUACGCGUUAGGACAGUGUGAGGGUAGUUUGGGAAAUUCAGAUUGUGGAGAAUGUGUGAAAGAUGGGUUUGAGAAAGCAAAGAGUGAGUGUGGUGACUCGAACUCUGGUCAAGUUUAUCUUCAUAAGUGUUUCGUUAGCUUUAGUUAUUACACUCAAGGUGUUCCAAGCAUAGGAGAACCAAUCUCAUCAGGUGGAGAGAAGAGACAACACACAGAAAGGACGAUAGCUUUGGCGGUGGGAGGAGUUUUUGUUUUAGGGUUUGUGAUUGUUUGUUUGUUGGUUUUGAGAUCUGCCAUGAAGAAGAAGACUAGUAAAUAUGAUGAUCACUGA